Molecule: messenger RNA, 868 nt
Organism: Anastrepha obliqua
Lineage: Eukaryota; Metazoa; Arthropoda; Insecta; Diptera; Tephritidae
Exons: 2
Coding region: 434-868 (144 amino acids)
Source: RefSeq, a predicted model, not a curated record
UCAUAAUAUUUACAUGACAAAUAUUUUGUUCAUGCAGGUUAUUUGUGUGUCCUCAUACCGCGACUCCACUUGUGUGAUUGAAAGUUUUGCUGAUAAUCGUUUUUGUUGUUUCUUACACUUUGUUGAACAAGCUAAUUAUAAAAGUGCAUGCAUCAAAACCUUCCUUGGUGAGUAGCCUUUUGACCCACAACAAGAGUUUUGCGUAAAUAUUAAAUGCAUCCAUAAAACAGUGGCCACAUUGAAAAUAAAGCAAUUGGGGGGUCGUGAGACAGCGUAUUCGGGGGGUCAUGAGACAUGCUAUUUCCGUAAUCUAGGAACAUUUAAUAGUAUUCUACAGCCGUAUCUCGCAUUUCUGUGUUACGUUUAGUGUUAUUUACACUGUAUUGGAUAAAUACAGGGUUUUUGAUAAUUAAUUAUUUAUUUUUCAGACAUUAUGGUGCGUCAUAAGUAUAGUCAGACUGUUAAACCUGCGAUUGAUGCCAAUGUUUUUGUGGCUGCUAUUAAGGAGGUUACAAUCGCGAAAAAGUCUCUACGAUCCGUUGGUAGCGCAUAUAAAAUCGAUAAGUCGAAAUUGGCGCGCUACAUUUCAAGUCUGAUGGAAGCGAACAUAGACCCCACAACCACUUCGAAUGAAAAACUUGUUGAUUUUGUUUCAAAUUUACUCAAGAGAACUGGUGGAAAAAAGAUAUUUAGCGUAGAACAAGAAGACGAGUUAGUGCAAUAUCUUCUUCGUGCCAGCAAAAUGUACUACGGUUUGUCUAUUUGUGAGUUUUCCAAAUUGGUCUACGAGUUUGCAAUGAAGUGUAACAUUGAAUAUCCAGUGGAGAGAUAUCAAUUAUAUUGUAGAAGCCAAUAUAUGCCUUUUUAA